AAUUAAUAACUAUAAUGACGCCGUUUCAUCUUUUGAUCUAUUCCUUUUGUUUCCUCUCCCACUCAAACUUUGUUAUUUUUCCAAACCCUAGCAGAGUGAAACACUCAGCCGCCGUCCACUCGUUCCUUCGUUUUCUCAAUUCGUUCGUUCGAUUUCCCUCCACCGCCGUCGAACUCAAAGUAUCCACCAUCUAUCUCCUCCAUUUUCUUCGUUUUCGAUUUCUUUAUUGGGUUUUUCGUUUUCGAUUUCUUUACAUAAGAAGAAAGAUAUAAAACUCCUCAUGGCUGAGAAACAAAGAGGCUACACUUCUUUGCGAGGUUGAAGGCGUAGACAAAGCAUUCACUGUAGCAGCAUGUGGUCAGGCAUUAGUUAAGCAAAAAUAAACUAUAAAAAUGCUGUCUACUAGUGCUGCUGCUCAGCUUCCCAGUUGCUCGUACCGCAUUCCCAGCCAUCUUAACGUCCAUCAUCAUGCCCAACAAAAGAGAAAACUCACCACUAUAUCACUUGCCAAUGCAGAUAGCCAAAUCCCUCUCAGAACCUUCUAUGGUCUAAGUCUUCCUCAGACACACAGUUGCAGUGAAGGGCAAGAAAGCAAUUACAGGUCUAGAUACAAUUCAAAUCAGAACGACAAACACCUAUUCCUUCAUCAAUAUUUCUCACUUGCUGACUCAGAAGACACCAGCAACCAAAAUCCAGAAACCAGAAACCUCAGUCAACAUCAAGUAGACAAACAAAGUGAAUUCAAGAAAAACAACAAAGACAGUACAUUUUUAACUAAGAUGUGGUGGGCAGAUGUGAAAGCGGCAUUUGGACAAAGAAUCAACUUUGAAGGCAUUCUAUGUUCAACUAUGGUGAUCUUAAAAGACCCACAUUUGGCACAGCCCCAUAUUUCAGUUCCUGAUAUAAGAUACAUUGACUGGGCCGCUUUACGUAGAAAGGGAUUUAAGGGUGUUGUCUUUGACAAAGAUAAUACUCUUACAGUACCCUACUCUUUAACGCCCUGGCCUCCACUCGAGUCUUCAUUGGAAUGUUGUAAAUCAGAGUUUGGUCAAGAUAUUGCUGUAUUUAGUAACUCAGCUGGACUUCGUGAGUAUGACCAUGAUAGUUCAAAAGCUAGGAAUCUUGAGAGAAUAAUUGGAAUUAAAGUCAUCAGACACAGAGUGAAGAAGCCAGGUGGCACAGCUGAAGAAAUCGAAAAGCAUUUUGGCUGUGAAUCGUCACAAUUAAUCAUGGUGGGUGAUCGGCCCCUCACUGACAUUGUUUAUGGCAAUCGAAAUGGAUUUCUAACUAUAUUGACAGAGCCAUUGAGUCUUGCCGAGGAGCCAUUUAUUGUUAAGCAGGUGAGGAAGCUAGAAACUACAUUUGUAAAUUACUGGUCUAGAAGAGGGUUGAAGCCACUUGAACAGAAGUUAUUGCCAGAUCCUAGACACUGCGUCAAAGAGCCAUGUCCUUGACGUACUUUGUCUCCAAAAUACAUAUUUUUUGGGUCAUGAAUACUACUGUUCUUUAGUAAUGCAUACAAGUCAAUUUUACUUAAAAAUUUAUGUAUCUCCCUCCUUUUAACCUAUCUUUUUGUCAAGUUAAGUUAUCUUCACUACUUAGCCUUUGUUGAAAACACGGUUAGUAGCUGAUUGACGUCGCACGAUCAGGCUGAAGUUCAAUUUUGUAGCGUUCACAUUGAUGAACACUGGGACGUAGUAUCAACGUAGUUCCAAACACGAUAUUAAUGUUCCUUCAAAUUGGGUUUAGAAAAAUUAGAGAAUUUUUAUACAUUUUUUGUUUUGGUAACUAAUUUUUAUACAUUUUUACAUUCUAAAUAA
Trifolium pratense (red clover) is the source of this 1820-nucleotide messenger RNA. Its product is annotated as phosphatidylglycerophosphate phosphatase 1, chloroplastic/mitochondrial. Bases 393 to 1454 code for a protein of 353 amino acids. Lineage: Eukaryota; Viridiplantae; Streptophyta; Magnoliopsida; Fabales; Fabaceae. The record is from RefSeq and is a predicted model, not a curated record. Gene Ontology annotation, molecular function: phosphatidylglycerophosphatase activity. The transcript is spliced from 6 exons.